Messenger RNA from Oldenlandia corymbosa var. corymbosa, 282 nucleotides. The record is from the annotation of a GenBank genome assembly. Lineage: Eukaryota; Viridiplantae; Streptophyta; Magnoliopsida; Gentianales; Rubiaceae.
AUGAUCCCCGACGAUUUGAUCCCUGAAAUCCUCACAAGACUUCCCUCGAAAUCCCUAAUGCGAUUCAACCUCCGUAGAGACGGUGGUAAUGAUAUUCUUCCAGAUUACACCUUUGAUUGCGAUAAUAAGGAGGGAAUAUCAUUAACAAAUUUCACCGGCAAUAAUUAUUCGUCCUCUCUUAUCAAUUCGUUGCUUGUCACUUGGGUUUCAAUCCCAUCAACAAAAAGUACAAAUUACUCAAGAUAUGUGGCAAUUCUCACCAUUGGGGUCGAUUCUUCAUGA